Messenger RNA from Sceloporus undulatus (fence lizard), 768 nucleotides. RefSeq names its product insulin gene enhancer protein ISL-2-like. The record is from RefSeq and is a predicted model, not a curated record. Gene Ontology annotation, biological process: positive regulation of transcription by RNA polymerase II; axonogenesis; neuron fate specification. The transcript is spliced from 4 exons. NCBI's taxonomy places the organism in Eukaryota, Metazoa, Chordata, Lepidosauria, Squamata, Phrynosomatidae. Gene Ontology annotation, molecular function: cis-regulatory region sequence-specific DNA binding; DNA-binding transcription factor activity, RNA polymerase II-specific. Bases 1 to 768 code for a protein of 255 amino acids. Gene Ontology annotation, cellular component: nucleus.
AUGGGGUUUUUUGGGGGUGCUUUCAUGCCUAUUAGUCUUCUUUGGCGCCAUCGUGAAAGGAAAAAGCCUCCCUGCGCCGGAGGGGUGUCUUUGUGCGUGGGCUGCGGGAGCGAGAUCCUGGACCAGUACAUCCUGAGGGUCUCCCCGGACCUGGAGUGGCACGCCGCCUGCCUCAAGUGCCACGACUGCAGCCAGUUCCUGGACGAGACCUGCACCUGCUUCGUCCGCGACGGAAAGACCUACUGCAAGAGGGACUACCUCAGGCUCUUCGGGGUGAAGUGUGGCUCGUGCUCGGGGCCCUUCGGGAGCAGCGACCUGGUGAUGCGGGCGAGGGAGCGGGUCUUCCACCUGGAGUGCUUCCGAUGCUCCCUCUGCGCCACGCAGCUCCUUCCCGGGGACGAGUUCGCCCUCCGCGAGGCCAAGCUCCUCUGCAGCCACCACCAUCGAAGGACAGGGAUCCUCGCAGGCGGACAGGGAGCCAAGGGCAGCGCCCCGGGAAGCCCCCCGGAGAACCAGAACGGAGCCCUCCGGGGGACAGUCAAUGGGAGAGGUUUGCUGGCCCUUAAAGCCAAGGGCUGCGUCCACACUGCAGAAAUAACCCGCUUUAACUGCCUAUUAACGCCAAUGCAGUGGGAACUGGGGAUUCUUGUGGCCCCAGAGAAGGCUGAAAUGUCCCACAAAAGCACUGAAGCAGUUAAAGGGGUUUCAAACCGGAUUAUUCCUGCAGUGCGUUUAGGAGCUCCUCUCUUGGAUCUAAGAGACUAUUGA